AUGGCGUCCUGGCAGCUCCUCGACGUCGACGACGAAAAUCAGCUUCACAAAUCGCGCCUCUUCAGCAUCGAAGAGAAGCCCUUCAAACGUAUCACUAAACGCCUCGGCGCUAUCAAUGGCCUCGCAAACUCCAAAGUGAGACAGGUGUUGACACCGCCUCCCGAGAGCAACGGCGACCAGGCAGCGUCCUCCUCCGCUACCAGAGAGGCGCCGGCGCUCGACCUCGCCCAGCUCAAGGAAGACAUUACCUUCGAUUUCGCCGCGUUCGACGGCACCAUUGCGCGGCUGCAGUUCCUGCUCUCGGCGAACGAGAAGCAGCGCGAGAAGUACGCGGCGGAGCGGGUGCAGAUCCUCGACACGUGCCAGAGCGUGCGCGACAACACGACGCAGCUGCGCGGGCAGCUCGACCAGGCGCGGGCGACGCUCGCGCAGCGCAAGAAGUUCGACAAGCUGGCCGAGAAGAUCUCCAACAACAAGCUGCUGCGCGUGCGCUCCGAGCAGGAGGCCAACCUGCUCAAGCUCGAGGAGGAGUGCCGCCAGCUGGAGGCCGAGAGCGAGACGUACGCGGGCACGUGGCUCGAGCGCAAGGAGCAGUUCUCGCGCAUCAUGGACGAGAGCAUGCGGCUGCGAAGCAUCAUCCGCGACGAGAAGGAGGAGGUGGAGAGACGCGAGGGCAUGGACGAUGAGGGCGGCGAUGGCGGCGCCGGAGAUGCGGAAGGAGAGGCAAGUCAGACACCGAGACCUGGUAUCGCUAGUGGAAAUGCUACGCCUCGGCCAGAUAGUGGUGCGGCUUCCGCCGUGCCGCGCGGACUGGAUAGCGGCGAUGGUUCGGGUACUCCAGCAGCAGCUUCGACUGGUGGAAGGACGCCGAUGCGGGAUAGUCCUGCACCUAGCGGCCAUGAAGGGCUUAAGCCACUGCCGGAUGCUUCUGGCAGCUUUUCACAGAAUGGUAGCCGUGGCCCGAGCCGCGAAGGUUCUCCGGCUCGAGACACAGAGGAAGGAGAGGAUGUUGUUAUGGAUGAAUCAGCGCGGGCUGGUGAGACUCCGAUCGAAGGUACGCAAGGGGAAGAUACUCCUCGCAUCACAGUCGAAGGUCAGGAGGUGGACGACGAUAAGAUGGAUACAACUUGA
Molecule: messenger RNA, 1131 nt
Organism: Phaeoacremonium minimum UCRPA7
Lineage: Eukaryota; Fungi; Ascomycota; Sordariomycetes; Togniniales; Togniniaceae
Product: putative tho complex subunit 7 protein
Exons: 1
Coding region: 1-1131 (376 amino acids)
Biological process (GO): mRNA processing
Cellular component (GO): THO complex part of transcription export complex
Source: RefSeq, a predicted model, not a curated record